Acanthoscelides obtectus is the source of this 5635-nucleotide messenger RNA. NCBI's taxonomy places the organism in Eukaryota, Metazoa, Arthropoda, Insecta, Coleoptera, Chrysomelidae. The record is from the annotation of a GenBank genome assembly.
GUUGCCCUAUGAGAGCAUGGGACCGUAGCUUCUUCGGUGCAUAUGUUUUGUGUCUGCAACCAGUAAUACAUGGGGUAAUAAUAUUUGUACACGUAAGACCUAGGGACUUUGGCUCUGGAUUUUGCUAUUUGGUUAUAUUUCAUUAUUAUUCAUUUUAAAGCGUAAAAAAUAGGAAUUCUACCUGGAUCUACAAUUGUACAGUGCAGUGUCCAAACAAAAACUGUAGUGUUUUAGCGAGAAUAUGGCAAAAACGUACGAUUAUCUAUUCAAAUUGUUACUCAUCGGUGAUUCAGGCGUAGGAAAAACGUGUGUGUUAUUUCGUUUUUCGGAAGAUGCAUUCAAUACGACUUUCAUAUCGACGAUAGGCAUUGAUUUUAAAAUAAGAACAAUAGAUUUGGAUGGAAAGAAAAUCAAGCUACAAAUAUGGGACACAGCAGGUCAAGAAAGAUUCAGGACAAUUACAACUGCUUAUUACAGAGGGGCAAUGGGGAUUAUGCUAGUUUAUGACAUAACCAAUGAGAAAAGCUUUGAAAAUAUCAAAAACUGGAUUAGGAAUAUUGAAGAAAAUGCAUCAGCAGAUGUUGAAAAAAUGUUAUUAGGUAAUAAAUGUGAGCUGGAGGAUAAAAGGCAAGUAUCAAAAGAAAGAGGUGAACAACUUGCCAUAGAAUAUGGAAUAAAAUUCAUCGAAACAAGUGCCAAAAAUAGCAUCAGGGUGGAAGAUGCAUUUUUCACAUUAGCUAGGGAUAUUAAAGCAAAAAUGGAAAAGAAAUUGGAGGCAAGCAAUCCACCGAAAGGCGGUCACCAGCUGCGUCCUUCAGAGCCGCAGAAAAAAACAACCAGCUGGUUGUCACGAUGCACCAUACUCUGACCGCCAUCUUGGUACUAACGAUGGGACUAACAUCACCGUCUUAUGCCCCCAAAAACUCAUAUUUGACUUUUUGUAUCAGACGCCUAAUUAUUAUGUGUAUGACAACAGAUUUUUCAUGUAUAUUUUUGUUUGAUAUUCUUUACAUAUCUACAGCGCAGGAAUCUAUACAUUCUCAUUGAUUUUCAUUGAUUAAUCUUGGGGGUACUACGAAUAGAGUAAGAUCCAAUUUUACAGAGUUCCCAUGUCCUAGCGGUAAUAACGUUAGUAUUUUUUAAAUAAAAUGUAUUAUUUACUAAUCAUAAAUUUGUUAUUACGGCAAUCGCAUCUGAGAACAGGGUCGGUUAAUGUACUACUUAAAGAGAAAACGACCCAUUAUAAUUUGUUUCUAUACAUCUGAAUUAUUCGAACCUGUAUUGCUAUCCUGCUCUAUAUGUACGUGGUAUCUCUAUUUUAGUGACGUCUGUGGGAGAAAUUCGUUAGAGCAAUUUUCUCAUUGAGGGAAAACCCAAACACUAUUGGGUCUAUUCUUGAAAACAAAGGAGCAGAAUAACCAGUAGAAACUAUUCGGUUAUCUUUAUGACAGCUUUUGACGUCUGUUUUGGUGCUUAUCAAAUAAAUUUGCGAAUACAUCCGUUUCCAAAAAAUAAUCGCAAAGUUAACUUUGUGUUUAGAGAUGAAGCUGAUAUAAAUAAUAAAGUACCCUGAAAGGUAAUAAAACCAUGUCCAAUUUGUAUCAGUUAUUCUACUCCUUCAGUUUUAAGAAUCGUCCCCUCAUAUCGCCUACAAGUUCAGAGUUAUGUUAACAACUUAGUAAGGAUUAUUUUGGAUUUCAUCAUAACUCCUCAUAAGAGGUACACUCAAGAUGUUGCGAUUUAUGUUUAAAGGAUAUAUUAUUGUUAAAUUGGAUCUACGAUUGAUGAUACAGAAAGUUCAUACUUCCAAAUGAAUUAACUUCUAUAUAAGUGUGAAAGAACAAUAAAAAAGAAAUAUCGCAAGGUUUUCAGAACAAUGAAAUAAAAAAAUUUAAGUUUUCAAUAUAGAAGAAGAGCAAUUUCAUAGGAAUGUGAAAGAUCAGUCACUUGAAAGGAAAUAGCUUGCUUAAAUGCUUUCCAAAUAAAUUAACUUCUGUGUAAGUGAGAAAGAGAAAUAUCAAAGAAAUGUCUAUUGCAAGUGUUUCACACCAAAGACAUGAACAAAUUUAUUUUUACAUAAGGAGAGCAAUUGUAUACGAUUUAGAAAAAAAAUUAGUGCUGUAAUGUAUUUAUACAUUGCUUUCCAAAAAGGUCUCUCUUCUUAUUCAUUUGAACGGAUUAAACUAACCAGCUGAAAUUCGAGAUGAAAUUGAAUUGAAUACUAAAAAUGGCAGUUGAAAAUUUCAACCUCCAUAUGCAACCUUUAUUAUUAUUCAUUCAUAAAUUUACUAUCUUUCGAGAAAUGGCGAAUUAGCAGACUGUCAAGUCAUUGAAUCGCUGAUAACUCAGCAACAAAUCAUCCAAACGCUGUAUGUGAUAUCAAUCUUCUUCAUUUAGAAAGAUAUAUCAGAAUAAUAAUGUAACAAAAUAUGUAACAUUUCAUUUAAAAAAAGUUCAGAAUCAACCAACUUUUUCAAAACUGAAUGUACAAUAUUUUAUUUUACAUUCAAAUCAAUCGUUCCAAAUGAAGAUUGAUAUACAAGGUCUGUCGCAAAGUAAACAGGACAAAGAAAAAAGUUAACAAACACUUUUUGUUCCGAAAAAUCGAAUUUAUUUUAUUAAGAAUAGUCUCCUUCAGAGUUAAGAGAGCGAUUUGCACGGCCAAAAGGUUUUCGAAUGAUGAUUUUAGCUCAUUGGCCGGGUUGUCCUUCAAAAUGGUCGUCAACGCCUUUUGGAUGGCCUUUACGUUGGCAUAUCGCCCUUCAUUGCGAAAUCUGGUUUACCGAACAGAAAAUAGUCACACGGUGCCAUAUCGGGAGAAUAUGGGGAGUGGUUGAUGGUCAUAAUGCCAUUUUUUGUCGAAAAAUCGGACACAAACGUCGAUCGAAGAUGGUGCAUUAUCGUGCAACACUUAACUUAAUAUUGGCUCUUUGUUCGAUGCUCAUUUUUCGAGCGAUGCUAAAAAGGUACUAUCACUUUGAGCGCGAUAACUCCGCGUGAAGCGGUUCGAUUGACAUGAAAUUUUGAUAGGGCCUCAAUGAAAGAUGUACCUAUCCAACGCUAGUCUCCGAUAAUAGAUCGCGCUACUUAUAUGGGAUAUCUUUCAAAAGUCCUGUUUACUUUUCGCCACUAUUUGAUUGAGUUAUAAGUAAUUCAGUGUACAAGAAAGCUCACCUUUGACAGCCUGCCAAUCCGUUGUUUUGAAAUAUAGUAAAUUCAUAACUACUGGUAAGCAGCUUCAAAAUGAAAUAUCAGAUGUUCCAAUAUGUCCAGCAUUGGUUUCGUCACUCGGAAUUUCAACUUGCUAACCUGACUUCUUCAAAAACUAAGUAGGGAGGCCACCUUUUUAAAAAAAGUCUAUGUUUUUUCAUGAAAGGAAUAUCAGCAUUAAGUAGAAAGCAGGACAAACAAUGUUGGAGGUUCCUUGUCUUGACAAAUAAUACUAAUUUUAGGUGUUAUACUUGAUUAUUCAAUAUGACUAACUUUAUUACGAUGAAUGGAUACACUGAUAAAUUAAGCAGUUCUGUAUACUUGCAAUUUUAAAUUGUAACCCUAGACAAAUGGAUCUCAAAAUAAAAAUAUGUAUUAUUACAAUAAACAAUGUUUUGUUAGUGAAUCGGUAAAUGUUUGACAAACCAACUUAGUGUAUAACUAAGGAAUCCUGCAGACGUCAUAUUUCAAGAUUUUGUGGUAACAGCUUGACUGGCGAUUAUUAUGUUUAUGUUAGUAUUAAAAUUUGUUAAAAAGAGGCUGUUUUUAAUAAACAGACACAUUAGCCUCGUUGAUGAAUACUUAAUAUGUGAUUAAGGGUAAGUUUUUUACCGUUUUGUAUUUAUAGGUAUAUUUAUAUUUCUGCACAUUUUCGUAAAAAAAUACAUAUAUGAAUGCAAAAAGUAGAAAAAAAAAUAACUGUAAUUACGAAACAGUGUAGUAGUUUCUUAGCUGAAUAUAUUUGAAUUGAUGCUUUAUCACGGUUUCGGUUUUUAGUGUCGAUCAUUUCGAACCACCGACGAUAUAUAGAGGAUAGACACUGCCGUUCUUUCAUGAAUAUACAUUUGUUUACGAGCCCUAACACAAAAUAGUUCGGACAUUAUCUAAUUUUAUCUUAGAGUUUAUGUUUUUUAAGGUUACAAAAUAAUUUCUUUUAUAAGAUAUUGAAAUAUAUUGUUUGGCCAUCAUAUUAACAAAAUUAUCAUCAAGUAAUAAGAUUAAACUAUAAAACUAAACUAAUAUUAAUAACAAUAUUUGGCUGACACAUAAAUGUUCGGACGAACCAUUUCAAUAGCUCGUUACGUCUCCCUUUGCCUUAAUAACAGCAUUAAUGUCCCAUAUAUUUUGUAAUUUUACUCGUAAAUCAUAAAUGUUUCAUUGUGGAUUAUUUGUUAACUGUUGCUUCAUUCUGUGCCGUACAGUUUCGAUAAUAUUUAAAUCAGGACUACUGGAAGGCCAGUCAGGGACGGAAAUAUUAUCCUGCAACCAUUUUUUCGUGGUUUUGGCCGUAUCUUUGCAUUCUAGGACUGAUCUUACGUGGCCUGCCAACACCGUGUCUUGAAACUUGAGUUGAACCUGUGUCUCCAAACUUUUUUACAAUAUCUGCCGCCGUAGACUUUGCGACAUUUAUUUAUUUAACGAUAUCCACGAGACAUUUUAAACAAAUUGAUUCACAGAAUUGAUUCUUAAAUCAAAACGUCAAAUUGUAAAAAAAUUUUGUUUCCAUAAUCUGCUAUUAUUUUCUUUUUAAUAUCGUGUCCGAACAUUUAUGUUUCGACAAAAUGUUACGGCGUCCCUAUGCCAAUGGAGGUUCCUAAUCUCAAUUUUUUUGUUUUACUACUAACUGUGAAAAUUUAAUCCUUCUGACAGUCUUCUGACUGUAUACCUUGCAAACACGGCAUAUUGGCCAACCAGGGUCAUCAAAAAUUAAUUUAAAAGCUCAAAAACAAUUUGCACGUCGAUACACGCACAAAAUAAAGGCCAAUUAUGAAUGAAACUUUCUCGUAAAAUCCGUUGAAGGUCAAACUAGGUAUAGUAAGCAAUUAAUCCAACAUCCACUGGUCCACUGCUCUUACAAAUGUUCAUGAUAUUCGGUCGAAGACUAUAUAUACGAUCUGCAACAAUAAACGUUUGUUCGGCUUUUCACCAGUGAAUGAUAGCAACAACGUGAAAUGGAAAUUUUGUCAACAGAUAUGUCUAUCUCUAUUCAUCGACGGUGAUUUGAAUAGCCCAUAUUAGUAUUCAUGUUUAUGUGACAGAAUUUGAGUUAGCGCUUCCAAGUGUUAAUUUCGUUUGUUUUAUGGAGGUAUUUUGACUUGUUAAGAAUGUUAAGCUCAAAGGUUUAAUCAUUUUUUGUUGGUGUAAACCAAUAAGUGUUUCGUACUUUUUUUAUAAAUUAAUUCAUUUAUUUAUUAACUCAAUAUAGGCUUCAAAAUAGCUGACGGUAAAUUUUGAUACAUUUAGUACAUUCCAAGGCUUAUUUAUAAUCAGUAAAUUUAAAGUUUGGACAUGACGUUUAUCAACAAAAUUUUCUUUUCAUUCUGUUGAUUUUUGAGGACACUUUAGAUUUUGUACAUUUUUAUUAAAUUAGAGAGAAACAAUGAACAACUUUCAUGAUAUAUUAGUUAUAAUUUCCACAAACAAG